Achroia grisella is the source of this 2515-nucleotide messenger RNA. RefSeq names its product dynein regulatory complex subunit 5-like. The record is from RefSeq and is a predicted model, not a curated record. The coding region runs from base 270 to 2123 and encodes 617 amino acids. The transcript is spliced from 11 exons. Gene Ontology annotation, molecular function: protein binding. NCBI's taxonomy places the organism in Eukaryota, Metazoa, Arthropoda, Insecta, Lepidoptera, Pyralidae.
UCUUGUUUAAUCAUUAUUUGUUUGUGUAUAGUAUUUAUUCAAUGAUCCUAGUUACCAGUAUUUAAUCAAUAGUCCUAGGCAACAUAGAAUGUGUGUAUUGAACAAAACGUACGCAGAUAAUACACAUUAACACGACUUCAAUAGGCCACCAAAAAUUCUUUUAUGUUCUAAGUCCCGCUGUAAUAUUUGAUUGUAUACAUCAAAUGAAGUAGGUAUUUUGGAAUCUGGUAAUUUUCACAUCGAUAGAAAUUACCUAACAUUAACGUGCUAUGAAAUUUAACAGUAGUAUACCCUUAAAUACACUUUUAGCAUAUAAAAACAAUGAAAACUUGGAACGGAACCGAAAAAUUAAAUCAGAAGAUUUCGACUGGGAUUCUAAUCAUCCACUUUCUCUAGUGUGUAUAUGUAUACAAAAAUUAAGUGAAAAUUGGCUUGGUGCACCGCAAUUGGAACAACUAGUUGCUAAAGAUCGCGAAUUCUUUCUAGAAAUUUUGAAUACUGACGUACCGCUGCAGAUUUUAGUUGACAAUAUCAAAAGUGAUAUCUUUUGGAAAAGAUGCUAUAAUUCAAAAUGGUCAGAUUCUCCUGUAAUAACAGUGGAAAAGAAAUGGAUAAACAUUUUCAUGGAACGUCAUUAUGCAGACAUAUUAGAAAAUUUGAAUCCUCGUCUAUAUGAUCCUGAGAAGAUAACUACCUUAGUAAAAUUAUGUGGACCCUACAUACAAUCGUUGGCAAUUCGCAGCUUAGUUCCAUCUGAUAUUCCAGUACAAAGAAUCACGUCUCCUGAAAUGGCUGAUUUAAUUACUAGUCAAAGAGUUAAAAGCGACAAGCCUUUACUAAAAAAGGGGGAAGCGCUAUCAAGAGACCAUAUAUCUCUACAUGCAGCCAUAGGGAGUUUAACAAGUUUAAUCGAACUACAUAUCACAUAUCAAUUGAAAUAUACAGGAACAGAUUAUCGUAGAGAUCAAUUCCAGUUUACUAACAAUGAUGCUAAAAAUCUAGCACGCGGUUUAGAAAAAUCUAACCAGUUAAAAGUCUUAAGAAUCACCAGAACUGAUAUGAAUUGUCAUAGAGUAAAAUAUAUUCUUCGCGGUUUAUCUGAUAACCAGAAUAUAGAAACUAUAGACUUCAGUCAUUGUAAAAUUGGAGACGAUGGAUCAUGUUCCUUAGGAAAAUUUAUAGCUCGACAUAAUAAACUAAGGAAUCUAAUACUAAUAGAUAAUAAUUUUGGGCCAGCUGGAGCUGAACAUAUUUCACAUGCUCUUAAUCACCCUACCUGUGGAAUUCGGAAUCUGGACCUUAGACUCAAUAAUAAAUUAGGUUCUGAGGGAAUAGCACAUAUAGCUGUAUCUAUAGCAAGAGGAUGCAAUUUAAUCUCAUUGAAUAUUUCUGGUUGUGGUAUUAAAUCAGGGCCACUAUCAAAAGCACCCGCAGGUGUCUGGUCAGCUACAAGUGCUGAAAAUCCACCAAGUUGUGGAGACUUAUUAGCAAGAGCUAUUGGAUUAGUGAAGACACCAUUAAGAUCUUUGGAUAUCAGUGUAAAUGAUAUUGGUUCGCCCAGUGAUAGUACUCUAUCCAAUGCAAUUUGCUUAAGCUAUAUAGUAGAUAUUAAUUUAAAAAGAUCAGGCAUGGGACCUAUCGCAAUGGCUAUUGCAGAAGCAGCCGCUGCAGCUCAGAGACUUAGACGGGAAGCGGAAAAAGGAAUUAGAUUUCGUCGAAGUGCCAGUAGAGUAUUACAAGCUCGCAGAGUAGCUAAAUGCAUGAAUAUUGAUGCAGAUCCAAUAUUGUUAGCUCAACAAUUGUCAGCGCGACCUUCAAUUGUUUCUGUUGCAUCAGAAGAAGGUGUUUACAGUGUACAAACACAACCUUUACCUUCGGAUUUUGGUUUCGUACCUGCUAUAAAAAGCCCUCUGCAAUCAUCUCGUGCUUCAUCUACUACUGGGCCUCCAACAUCCCGACGAUCUAGUCACCACAUGAUUUUAGAACCUGUGAAGGAAAUACGUCGAACCGCUCUAGUGAGACGAGGAUCCGAUGGUUCUUUACUAAAAUCUCGCAGAGCAACCUUUGAAAGACAUAUCAAAAUUUUUGUUUCUACCGAGAAUGACGAUUUGGAAGAUAUAUAAUAUAAUAUUACUUGCACAUAACAUAAAUAUUGUGACUAACCCCCAUCUCGGCUUUGGCCUUUCGUUGUUUGGACGAUAGUCUUGUACCCCUGAGACUGCCGCCCACAUAGAGCCGCGCUAAGCUCGUGACUAUAAAACAGGCAGAGCUGCGGCAGCCAACAACGCGAUGCUUAACGGCCGGUCGGGCUCUACUGAACCCUUAUUCCAACCUACGCUGCCUCUCUCGUCGGGCUAUUUGCCAUCAUUGCCCAGACUCUACCAGCCCCAAUCAUUCCCAAGAAUGAAGAGGAGUCUAGAAAAGGCUGGGACCAACGUAGAGGUUACCCAACUCACACUCCACAACUUAAAUCAAAAUUUAUUUUAUAAUUGCAAUACAAAAUUAUUUCACAACA